Messenger RNA from Anneissia japonica, 1109 nucleotides. RefSeq lists its product as uncharacterized. The record is from RefSeq and is a predicted model, not a curated record. Lineage: Eukaryota; Metazoa; Echinodermata; Crinoidea; Comatulida; Comatulidae. The coding region runs from base 96 to 1037 and encodes 313 amino acids. The transcript is spliced from 2 exons.
GUCCACCAUGAUCACUUCUACAUUCAGCAACCAUAUUAUAACUUUUACACAGAGAGAAACUAGAUUACAUCAAAUUUCAUUUAUGUUAACGAACAAUGAUUCUAUCAAGACGGUCACGAAAAUUUCUUCGCCGAACAUGUCUAAGUCUUCUACUUAUUAUUCCAAUAAUUCUCUUCAUUACCAACCUGCUGCUAUCUGCUGGGGUAUUAAGUAUGUUCAAUGACAAAUCUCCACAGAGAUCAUUACGAAAGAGCGGUUAUAAGCGCAAUUUCCGCAUUGAUAAUACAGUUGUUCCGAAUAUUGCGCACUAUGUUUGGAUGAGGGCGGCAGAAUUUGAAUUUCACCACUACCUCAGUGUUCUAAGUAUCCAGGAGUACCUUUCUCCACGACGUAUCUACUUUCAUCUUUACACAGACAGACCGUUUUUCCGUGGACGGUACUGGGAAAGUGUUCGUAAACUUCCAAAUAUCCGUAUCAUUUUUGAAAAGUCGGACGUCAAACCAUAUGGUAUUUCUGUUACAAAACUACAUCAUAGGUCAAUUGUUGCUAGGCUGCACGCUCUCCAGAGAGAUGGCGGAGUUUAUCUUGAUGCAGAUGUAAUAUUUUUGAAAUCUGUAGAACCUCUUCUACAUUAUCAAACUACGCUCGGUAAGGAAUUCUACGGCCUUAGUCCUGGAAUUAUUUUUACAGAAAAAAAUUCAACUUUUGUUCAAAACUGGCUGAAAACAUUUAAAGAUUAUGAUCCUGAAACAUACGACGAAUCAUCAAAGUUUCUUGAGCUAGCCAUAAAAUACCAAGACCACUUACAUGUCGAGCAAGAUAAUUUUCGUCGCAAUGAUCUCCACGAUUUGGCAGACGAUAAAUGCGAGAAUAUCUACCAUGGGUACUGUGACCAUAAGUUUAACUAUGCCAUCAAACUAUAUUACAACUUCUACAGCAGAAAUAUCUCAAAUUUUAGCUUAGAUGACAUGCAGACAACAUUUGGAGAUAUGGCGCGAAAAAUAAUGAAUACAGAGAUUACGCACAAUUAUAACUAGCAUAAAAAGAACAGAAAAUGGUUGGAUGGAAGAAUGAAUAAAAAAUGUGGAAGUGGAACACUACGGUUACAC